Molecule: messenger RNA, 3453 nt
Organism: Sungouiella intermedia
Lineage: Eukaryota; Fungi; Ascomycota; Pichiomycetes; Serinales; Metschnikowiaceae
Source: the annotation of a GenBank genome assembly
AUGCAAUCCACUCGGCCCCACCCGACGCUGUUCUACUUUGGCGAGGAAGAUGAUGAGGUUCUCAAAUCCUCUGUGGAUGCAGUAAAAAAGAGGCCGUCACUUCCCACAGCCAACAGUCUGCAUUCGGUGAGUUCGGAGUCACCUAGCAUUAACAAUGUUCUACUAUUCCCCAUCGAAAACUCCCAUGCGUACUCAUACGCACACUUGUCACCCAACUCAUUGGCACUCCGACUCAAUGUGUUGAAACGGUCGUUGGAAAUCUUAAACGAUCGUCCGGAUUGGUUCAAAACCAUCAAUUCACACGAGGAAGGUCUGAAAAAUGCCAGAAACGAAGUUAGAAACGACAUGAGAUUCGAGUCCAUUACGGAGUCCAGAAAUAGCGAUGACGAGGACUUCACAUCUCCCACAAAGCCGUUACUUCCGGCUUCAGUAGAAGGGGCACGCCGUAAAUCCUCCCACCGUCUGUUGCUUGCAAGAUCUCUUCUGCGGAACGAAAGUAACGAUCACUUAUCCACCGACAAGUUCAAGAUGCUGCUGAAUGCAUCUUCAGCGGCGCUUACGGCGUUGUUCCGCCCUAAAAUCAACAGGGCAGACAGCUUGCCCAUGUCGAGAACUUCUUUUGAAGACAUAGGUGAGGCCAACGAGGAAUCCGUGGGCGAAUCGGACACCGUGCUAAACGACGACUUGAAGGACAUCAUCGAGUUACUUGAGCAGGACUCGUCAAUCAUCUCACACAACUCCGACAUAGCCCUGACGCUCCAUGACUUGUCACUUUCUUCCAAUGAUGAAAUAUCGAGAAAGAAGCAGAAUCUCUUGAAAACCAAAAUGCUCUAUGCACUUGCUACGCCGUUUGUGGAGACUACUGCCAUGGCCACUUCUCCCUGGGCCGUUCCUCCUACUGCCGCUCCUUCUCCUGGUGCUUCUCUUUCGCCUUUGGUCAACGCUUCCACCACGGCCUUGAAUUUGUUGAAUUCUAUUCAACAGCCACAAGCUGCAACGGCUACUGGUAAUCGGCCAUUUCACGCCAUUUCCUCUGGCAAGCACACAUCUCCGCAGUCAGUUGUGACCGUUGAGGCGGAUUAUCCAUGGAACUUCAAGGCUGCCAACGAUUUGGCAUGUUUGAUGUUCGGAGUGCUGAAGAGCAUGAUCCGUAACCUAACAUUGUUAGAUCUCAUUGCUCCACAGUUUAGGAAUUUUCUCACGGAUAGAUUGACCAGAGUUUCUGACGAGAGCAGACGUAAGACAAACAAUGACAUUAUAUUCGCUGGUGAGAUUAUUGCUAUUUCAAGACAAGCUGAGGGCGGAUUUGCAUGGACUUCCAUCUGGGCGAAGCGAAGAAAGGGGCUUAUCAUUUGUAUGUUUGAGCAAAUUGCUUGUGACGCUUUUGAUGUGAUGGUCCUGAGAGAUGUGGCUACUUAUCCAGAUUCCAAGUAUGUCAUUACAAACGUUGACGAGAUUGCAGGCAAGCUCAUCACGAAGCUUGAUGCAAGUGGUAUCACCCAGGUGAACGUGUUGUCGGAGUCUUUGGCAGCAGAUUUACACUCUGACUCCAGUUUGAAUGAAUCUAGUGAUAUUCGUGAAAGCGAGGCGAUAAAUGCGAAGCGCUAUUACACGGUUCAACUCAACGGCGAUGACAAUAUCCCUUGUGCGCUCACAUCAUAUCCACUUGAGAAAGACGAUGAGAAGUUUGAAUUGAAAAUCAAAAUCCACUCCAUGCCAUAUAUCGCAGGAAUGUUCGUUGUGGACUUCAACGAUUACAAGGUGCUUUCUUGCAACAAGGCAAUUGCAAAGAAUUUAUUUGGUCGAUCAUCCGAUGUCAUUGUAAACAACACUAUUAACAACAUCAUUCCAGGAUUCUCCGACAUCUUGAAAUUGGGACUUGAUGACCCAGACACUGCAACGGCCAUUGUUCCAGGUUUGGUACUACCCGAGCAUUUUUUUAGAAAGUACCACGCUUACUACAAGCACAGGAUUCACAAUAAUGUGUCGCCCGAUGAUCUAUUCGUCAAUUCUAGAGGUAUUGAAGGACUUCACAGAGACGGAAAAUCUUUGUUUAUCGACGUUCAGCUUCGUGUCAUCCUGACUGAUGUCUUUGUUUUGUGGGUGACUUACUCAAGACAUACAAACAAGAACAUAACUCGCCAACUCAAAAAGUUGUCGAGCGCGUCAUCUGUGAAUCUCAAAGGUAGCGGUGGCCUGUUGACUAAAACCCGCAGCAACCCAGGGCUAUCUUCAAGCAAAGUUGAUUUGCCUUCUCAGCUUAAAUUGUUUCCCAAGAACGAGUCCGAACUCCUUGAACUUGGAUCAGCCAGUCCUGAAAUGAGCAGGCAGAGUAGUCUUCGGAAACCGAAAAAAGCAAACACAUUUGCCGUUCCGGUGACUUACAUAACUGAUCCCACCUUUACUAAUAAUGAGUUUACUAAGUCUCUUGUCGGCAGUCCAUUAUCCAAAACGGAAAAACAAAAGGAAAACUCGCUUACUUUGGAUAUUCCAAAGAAGCCAGAACAAGAACAACGUAAGGUGUCUGAUGCUGGCGUGAAGCAUUAUGAGAAUUUCUCGGAGGAGGAAAUGCUUGCCAUUGAAAAUGAGCUGCUCGCAAAGCAACAAAAGGAGUCCAAGUUCUGGCCAACUACAAUCGGAGCACGGAAGAGAACCAAGAAGUAUGACGAGUUUAAGGUAUUGAAGAAAAUGGGUGAAGGUGCAUAUGGUAAGGUAGUAUUGGGAGAACAUAAGGACGAUCCCGCAUACAAGGUGAUCAUCAAAUGCAUUGAUAAGCAGAGGAUCUUGGUGGACACUUGGGUCAGAGAUCGCCAGCUCGGAACCAUUCCAUCGGAAAUUCAAGUGAUGGCAACUUUAAAUCACGAGCCACAUCCUAACAUCAUGCGAAUCAUUGAUUACUUCGAGGACCCCAACUACUAUUAUCUUGAAACGCCGAUCUUCGGCAAUCCGCCCGCAAUCGAUUUGUUCGAUUACAUCGAGGUAAAGAAAGACAUGAACGAACUUGAUUGUCAACUUAUCUUCAAACAAGUUGUACUGGCUAUCUACCAUUUGCAUAAGCAUGGCAUUGUCCAUCGUGACAUCAAGGAUGAGAAUAUCAUCGUCAACGAGUUUGGUGUGAUCAAACUCAUUGACUUUGGUAGUGCUGGCUAUGUAAAGCUGGGACCCUUCGAUGUCUUUGUUGGAACCAUAGAUUACGCUUCUCCUGAGGUUUUGCGUGGAGAGAAAUACGAAGGCAAGCCCCAAGAUAUUUGGGCAUUGGGAAUUUUGCUCUACACCAUGAUCUAUAAGGAGAAUCCAUUCUACAACGUCGAUGAAAUCAUGGAGGGAGAUAUGAGAGUCCCAUUUGUUGUGAGCAAGGAAUCGCUUGACUUGGUAAAACUCAUUCUCAAUCGCGAGGUGGCUGAUCGUCCUACCAUAACAGACAUUGCUGACCAUGAUUGGCUUGAUAUUUAA